GAGGAGGAGGAGAGGGGGGACAGAAGGGAGACCGACGUGAGCGCGGCGGCGGCGGCGGCGGAGGAGGCGGCGCAGGAGGCAAGGAGGACCAGGACCCGGCCUCGAGGAGGGUCUCCCGUGCCAGCACCGCCAACAGGACGGGGGGCACCAUGCAGCCGGGCUCCAGGACGUCCUCUUCCUCCAACUCGCUGGAGCUCUUCGUGGGACCCAACUUCAGAGUCGGGAAGAAGAUCGGCUGCGGGAACUUCGGCGAACUUAGAUUAGGAAAGAACUUGUACAACAACGAACAUGUCGCCAUCAAAUUGGAACCAAUCAAGGCAAAGGCGCCUCAGCUGCACCUCGAGUACAGGUUCUACCGUAUGCUGGACGCGGUGGGAGAAAACGAGAAACAGAGAGAGGACUCGGCCGAUGAGGAGAAAGUGAUCGACGGUUAG
This is a messenger RNA of Penaeus vannamei (Pacific white shrimp), 434 nucleotides long. The record is from RefSeq and is a predicted model, not a curated record. Lineage: Eukaryota; Metazoa; Arthropoda; Malacostraca; Decapoda; Penaeidae.